GCAGGCGCGCGGAGGGGGCGGUCGCGGGGGGCGUGGCGUGCGCUGCGCAUGCGCGGUGUCAAUGUCAGCGGCGGGCGGCAGGAUGCUGCGCGCGGGCCCGGGCGACGAUGACCUCACAGGCGCCGUCGGCCGUGACGCCGCCGGCGGGCUCCGUGACGUCACUGCUGGCGGCGGUGGCGCGCACGCGGGGGCGGGGCCGGGGGCGGCGCCCCCCCGAGGUGCCGCCGGGCUGGGAGCGAGACUUCCGGGACGCCUUCGUGCCCCUCCCCCCACGGCAGCUGCGGCACGUGCUGCUGAGGGAGUUCCACCCCUCGGGCCCCUCCCGCGCCGCCUUCCUGGCCUUCGCCGACAGCCUGGACCGAGCCCUGCACCCCCGGUACCACCGCCUGUACCUACACCUCCAGGCGCUGUACGGCCCCAUCGACCCGGACCGGGAGUCGGGGGGUGCCGCGGGGGGGGUCCCCUCGGGGGGCGGCCCGGGGGGGCCCGGGGGGGGGAGGGGCGCCCCGGGGGGGCGGCGGGAGCGGCGCGUGGUGGCCGCCCUGGCCCCGCUCCUGGCCGAGGCCAACUUCCAGCGGCUGCCGGAGGCCGCCAUCGCCUUCGCCCUCCUCGUGCAGCACCCGCACGACGAGGUGCAGGUCUCGGUGCGGCUGGACGAGUACGAGGAGAUCCAGUUCUGGGCUCUGGGGCAGCGCGUGGGGCCCCUCCCCGCCCCUCCCCCCCCCCGCCGCUGGCCCUACGGCCGCGCGCCCCCCGCCCCCCACAGGCGUUACUUCCAGCGCGUGGUGGUGGUGGCGCGGCCGCGGGGCGGGGGGCUGGAGCUGGCGUCCUUCCGCGAGGUGCCCCUCGAGGCCCUGGAGCUGCUGCUGGGGAGGGGGCGCGUGCGGACCCCCGGCCUGACCCGCGCCCGCCUCCACCUGGGGCUGGCGGCCUGGGCCACCCUCCUCUUCCUCAACCUGGGGCUGGGGCUCAUGGCCGACCUCAAGGUGGGGGCCACCGGCCUCCUCCUCGGCCUCGCCGCCCUCGUCACCUUCCGGGGGGCCAAGGCCUUCGCCCGCCGGCGCGAGGCGGCGGCGCUGGAGCUGGCGCGCAGCCGGUACCGUCGGGGCACGGCGCAGCACGGGGAGCUGGUGGCGGCGCUGAGCCGGCGGGCGCAGGACGAGGCCGCCAAGGAGGCGCUGCUGGCCCACACCUUCCUGCCCCGCUGCGGGG
Molecule: messenger RNA, 1212 nt
Organism: Phalacrocorax carbo (great cormorant)
Lineage: Eukaryota; Metazoa; Chordata; Aves; Suliformes; Phalacrocoracidae
Source: RefSeq, a predicted model, not a curated record